Molecule: messenger RNA, 957 nt
Organism: Lentinula edodes (shiitake mushroom)
Lineage: Eukaryota; Fungi; Basidiomycota; Agaricomycetes; Agaricales; Omphalotaceae
Product: putative methyltransferase-domain-containing protein
Exons: 3
Coding region: 1-957 (318 amino acids)
Source: RefSeq, a predicted model, not a curated record
AUGAUUUUAAUCUUGCUGCUUAACUGUAAUAAGGUCUUCAUUCUCUACACCGAUCUCCAAGUGCAAGAUCACCAGUCUCCUACUAGCGCAAUGGCCUCAUUCCGUGGCUUGGGCCACGUCGAUUCUCAUCAAGACAUUCUUACGGUUAAAUAUCUACUGACAAACCCUGUAGCGAAUGUUUCUGCUGCUUCCGAGUCAGCCUCGUCUUCGGAACUACCACUGCCAGCAAGAUCAAAACGUUCAAGAAGAGCUCGGAAGAAGCGGAUUGCUUGUGCGCCGGAUUUAAUUGAGCUGGAGAUGCAGAUCAUUCAGGACAAAACUGCUUUACACAGCCGCAAAGGAGACACUGGGAGCGUCGUGUGGAAAGCCAGUGUGGAUCUGGCGUUCAGCAUCCUACAACAUGAGCGCUUUCCAUCGACUCUUCAUCCAUUCUUGGAUCUCACACAAUUGAAAAACGCACAUCUAUUAGAGUUGGGGUCCGGCACAGGAAUACUUUGUGUUGCACUUUCACCGUUCGUGCGCAACUACACAUGCACAGAUUUACCUGAUCUACUGCCUCUCAUCCACAAGAAUCUCGUAUUAAACUUUCCCGAAUGGCCUCAAGACUCUAAUAUAUCUUUGACACCCUUAGAUUGGGUGGAACUGCAAAAUACUUCUCCGAGCAACCGUUCGCGAGUUUUCAAUUUUAAUCCUGUCGAUCUGAUCCUGGUUGUUGACUGUAUAUACCAUCCUUCUCUAAUACCUCCUCUUCUGGCGACAAUCGACUACAUUGCUAUCCCAAAUGUCACUACGGUGCUAGUCGUAGUUGAGCUCCGAGCUGAGGAUGUCAUCCGGGACUUCUUGUCUUGUUGGUUGAAUGUCCCCGCAUGGGAGAUUUGGAGGAUAGGAAAGGGUGGGGAUGCGAUAAUGAAGAGACCGUAUGCUAUGUGGGUUGGAAUGAAGCAUACUGGUCGAUGA